CAAAAAAAUUUUUCAACUUUUUCUUUAUAUUUUCUAUACAACUUUUCUAAGCUUAUACUUUUUUGUGUAAAGAACCACGCACAUCUUCAUUUAUGUAUCGUACGGUUUAUCAAAAGGGCUGUUUUUCGGUGUUUUAUAGUGUCGGUGGUCGUCCUUUGAGUAAUUGGGCCAUACAUACCCAAAACGGUUACGUUAAACGUGUUUUAGAUGAUGAUAUCAAAUCAAUGGUUUUGGAGAUCAUGGGAAGCAACGUUUCCACCAUGUUUAUAACAUGUCCGCGAGAACCCAAAAAAGAAUUGGCCAUAAAAUUGCCAUUCUUAGUGUUGCUGGUUAAAAAUAUGCAUAAAUAUUUCACAUUUGAGGUGCAGAUUCUAGAUGACCAACAUUUCUUUCGCCGUUUUCGCGUAUCAAACUUCCAAAGUAAAACAUCGGUCAAACCUUUUUACACUUCCAUGCCCAUGGGUAUGUCACAGGGUUGGAAUCAAAUUCAUUUCAACUUAGCUGAUUUCACACGACGAGCUUACGGCACAAAUUACAUUGAAACUGUGCGUCUACAAAUCCAUGCCAAUGUAAGAAUACGGCGCAUAUAUUUUACAGAUCGUUUGUAUCAAGAACAUGAAUUGCCCAAUGAAUAUCGUUUGAUACAACAGCCGAAAACAAAACGAUCCAUUAACUGGGGAGUGCCAGCUGCCAGACCACCUUCACCGCUCUCACAACGUUUGAAUGAAGCAAGCGGUGUUACAAGUGCAGUAGACGCUAGUAGUAUGGGGGUAACUGAAGUAUCCCCGGAAAAGAAUGAAGAACAUUGAACCAUCUACAUAUUUGUUUUACAGUUAAUUUUUUAAAUAAAACUCUAUUUUUUAUACUUUUUCCUACCAUCUUA
Molecule: messenger RNA, 883 nt
Organism: Calliphora vicina (urban bluebottle blowfly)
Lineage: Eukaryota; Metazoa; Arthropoda; Insecta; Diptera; Calliphoridae
Exons: 3
Coding region: 93-809 (238 amino acids)
Biological process (GO): cilium assembly; positive regulation of cell motility; regulation of cilium beat frequency involved in ciliary motility
Cellular component (GO): ciliary basal body; motile cilium
Source: RefSeq, a predicted model, not a curated record